AUGGCAACCGACGAAGCAAUCGCAGCCGGUCUCAUCGACUGGGUCAAUAGUCUCUCUGUUGCGGAACCCGUCUAUACGGUGGAUGACUUGAGCAAUGGGGAUAUAGUCUGGAAAGUUCUUCAACAGAUUGAUCGGUUCAGCUUUCCUGGCAAGUUACCAGAAAGCCCCGACACAGAGCAAUGGAUACACAAAUGGACAAACCUCAAACAUAUUUACGAUGCGCUUUCUAUCUUUCUCACCGAAGAAUGCGGUCAGAGACUCCCCUUCCCGAAUGGCCGACCUGAUCUCAAAGCUAUCGCCCAGUCGUCCUCUCUUACCGAUACGAUCGCCCUGUUGAAAUUGCUCGUUGUUGCGGCCAUCAACUGCGCAGACCGCAUUGAAUACUUGAAGCAGAUGCAAGAGUUGACCGAAAAUACCCAAGAGGUUCUCAUGCAGACUGUUCAAGAAGCGGGUGAGGAUGAAAGCGGGACAGAUGAAGCCGAUCUCGCAGAUGUAGGCAUAGCAGCAAACCAUGAUGAGAUACCCACGUCGCCACGUCGGUCUGGAGAGAUGGAAUCUGUGUUGGAAUCAGAAGAACGCCUGGGUAAAGUGAUUGCUGAUAAUCAAAGGAUAGCACACGAAAAGAGGGAGCUACAGAGACAACUAGAUGAGCAUCAUAUGCGGUAUGAGAAGUUACAGGAACGUUUUGAUCAGGUCCAGGACGAGUUGAAAGAGACCGGUGACCGGCUUACGGCGGUUCUUGCGGGUCGAUCGGACUCCUCGACGAGGCCACUAGAUUCGAAGCACGACACUCUCAUUGCUACCCUCGAGAAUCGAGUACUAGAAGCGGAAGCGGAAGCAGAGGACCUUCGCAAGUCUAAUGAAGUGCUGAAGAUCAAGUCUGAAAAGGCGCAGAAACUACAGGACGACUAUGAUGAAAUGAAGAUUGACCGAGAUAAACUAGCCCGCAAAGCUAAUACGGCAGAAAAGUAUCGACAAAAACUAGAGGCCAGUCAAGAUCUCGAAAAGGAAAAUGCAUCCCUCCGGACAAAAGUCACAGAACUGCAAAGUCAGCUUAAGCAGUCAGAUUUUGCUCGUGCAAGUUCAGGUGACCUCGCAAGGGAGGUUGAUGAAUACAGGCGACUGCUACCAAGCAUUGAGCAGGAACGGUACGAAUUAAAUGAGAUGAAGAAACGCCUAGAGUUCGACUACCACACUCUGGAGGCACGCUAUCACGACACUGCGGAACAGUUAUCUCGACGGCAAAGGGAAGUCGAGGAAUUGCAGAGUCGGCUUCAGGAUUACGACGAUGGCAUUGCUCCUAGCGCAAAAGACCGGUUUUCGAUGAACCCAAUCGACACAGACAUUGAAAAGGAAGAGGCGGAGUUUCAAGAGACUGAAGCUCGACUUGCAGCUGUCCUGCUUAAUGGUGACGCUUCUCCUGCGCCUCCUGAGGAUUCCAGCCUUACGCUUCCGCUUCCGCUUGAGACAAGUUCUGCUUCUGGACUCGACAUCGACCUUACCAACGACGUAGAAGGUGUCACUGAGGACGAACUCAAGGCCAUCAUGGCUGCGAUGCGAGCCCAGGCACAGGCAGGCACGGCAACAGAGAGAGAGUCGUCUCUUCGUGCACAGAAAAAACUCAUCGUCACUGUUGAGCGUCAGAGGAAUAGAAACAAAACUCUACUCGAGCAUGUACAGAAACAGGACCAGAUGAUCAAGGACAUGCAGAAGCAAAUCGCCGAGGAGCAGAGCGAUCAAAAACGAAAGGAAGACGUACCUCCCACUCCACCACCAAAGGACGAUGCUUCCCCUGCACCUAACCGUCGAGUCGAGCCAGGGGACGAAGAAACAGAAAUUGAGCGUCUCACGAAUCAUAAUACGAUUCUUCAGCGUGAACUCAGACUCGUGGCUUCAGCUUGGCAUGAGCAAAACGUUCGGCUGGCUAGCAUGAGCUCGGCUGCGUCGGGGCGAAGUCGAGUUUUUGGUGGUGGAAAUGAGCCUAGAGGGUUUCUGGGUCGACAGAGGCGCAAAGUCGAUGCUGUCGCAUUCGGUCGAUGA
Messenger RNA from Exophiala spinifera, 2040 nucleotides. RefSeq lists its product as uncharacterized. Gene Ontology annotation, biological process: cytoskeleton-dependent intracellular transport; cytoplasmic microtubule organization. NCBI's taxonomy places the organism in Eukaryota, Fungi, Ascomycota, Eurotiomycetes, Chaetothyriales, Herpotrichiellaceae. Gene Ontology annotation, cellular component: cytoplasm; centrosome. The coding region runs from base 1 to 2040 and encodes 679 amino acids. The transcript has 2 exons. Gene Ontology annotation, molecular function: dynein light intermediate chain binding; microtubule binding. The record is from RefSeq and is a predicted model, not a curated record.